UAUGUCUGGACGCGGCAAAGGCGGAAAGGGCCUCGGAAAGGGCGGAGCCAAGCGCCACCGCAAGAUCCUGCGCGACAACAUCCAGGGCAUCACCAAGCCCGCCAUCCGCCGCCUCGCCCGUCGAGGUGGUGUGAAACGUAUCUCCGGCCUCAUCUACGAAGAGACGCGUGGUGUCCUCAAGAUCUUCCUCGAGAAGGUCAUCCGUGACUCAGUAACAUACACCGAGCACGCGAAGCGCAAGACCGUCACCGCCCUCGACGUCGUGUACGCCCUCAAGCGGUCAGGACGCACGCUCUAUGGUUUUGGAGCUUA
Messenger RNA from Cyclocybe aegerita, 312 nucleotides. The record is from the annotation of a GenBank genome assembly. Lineage: Eukaryota; Fungi; Basidiomycota; Agaricomycetes; Agaricales; Hemipholiotaceae.